GAGGCGAUAAAAGGCGGCGGGGGCGGCGGGGGGCUGUGCGGGGCUGCCGCGCCGCUGCCCGUAUGAGGCCGCAGGAGCCGCCGCAGGGCGGCCCCGCUGCCGCGCUGGAGACGCUGAAGCAGCGGGCGUGCGAGAGCGUGGAGCUGAACGCGGCGCGGCUGGGCGCGCUGAGCCGCGAUAUUUGGAGCCGGCCCGAGCUGGCCUACGAGGAGCACCAGGCGCACGACGCCAUGACCCGCUUCUUCUCCAGCGCGGAGCUGCCGGGCGCCGCCUGGGCCGUGCAGCCGCGCUACAAGCUGGGCACGGCCUUCCGCGCCGAGUGGGGCACGGCCGCCCCGCGGGGCCCGAGCCCGCGCCCGCUCCGCCUCGCCUUCCUCUGCGAGUACGACGCUCUGCCCGGCAUCGGCCACGCCUGCGGGCACAACCUCAUCGCCGAGGUGGGCGCCGGCGCCGCGCUGGGGCUGAAGGCCGCCCUGGAGAGCCUGCCGCCGCCGGCGCCCGCCGCCGUCCAGGUCACGGUGCUGGGGACGCCCGCGGAGGAGCAAGGAGGAGGCAAAAUAGACCUGAUAAAGGCUGGAGCGUUUGAUGGCCUGGAUGUGGUGUUCAUGGCGCACCCCUCGCAAGAAAACGCGGCUUACCUGCCCGAUGUGGCCGAGCACGAUGUGACUGUGAAAUACUAUGGAAAAGCUUCUCAUGCUGCUGCUUAUCCUUGGGAAGGAGUUAAUGCAUUAGAUGCUGCUGUUCUUGCAUACAACAAUCUGUCUGUUUUAAGACAGCAAAUGAAACCGACCUGGAGAGUUCAUGGUGUAAUAAAAAAUGGUGGUGUGAAACCUAACAUCAUUCCAUCUUACACUGAACUAGAGUUCUACUUGCGUGCUCCUUCAAUGAAAGAUCUUUCUGUGCUGACAGAGAAGGUUGAGAACUGCUUCAGAUCUGCAGCACUGGCCACAGGAUGCAAAGUGGAAAUAAAAGGUGGUGUAAAUGAUUACUACAAUGUGCUUCCAAAUAAGAGCCUGCAGAAAGUUUACAAGGAGAAUGGACAGAAGCUUGGAAUAGAAUUUGUAGCAGAAGACUGUAUCUUGAAUGGUUUGUCAGGUAAUUCUAUGCUUCUAAUUUUAGUUCAUGAGUUUUCCAGAUUAGUUUUCCAAAGGGGUGCCAUUCAAGUAGGUGUUCACUUCUGUCUUGACUGUGUCUCAAACUGUGGCACUUUCUUGGUCUCUCAACACUAUAGUAAUAGGAAUGUGAAUUCUUGAAUAUUCAGGUGAGUUUCUCAUUACCCCUAACAGUUUUUUCCGGUAUCUUUCCUACAGGAGCUCUGUUCGUCAUAACUCCAGCUGAUACUUUAUAGCCUUCACUACUGAUCUUAACUACAUAUAAAUGUUUUCAUUGCACUCACGUUAAAGGUUUUUCUCUUUGGUUAGAAGGAAAAGAUUGUUCUCAGCAAAAAAGUUGUUGUUCUGAUUAGUUUGAUUGUGAUACUAAUCUUCUGUAUCUUACAUGCAGAUUAUCUUUGGAAAGUUGAGUUCCUGGUGUUUAGGGACACACUUCUCCACUUUCUUUUUUUGGGUGGGGGAGACGGCAUAUCUGGUAGUAUUCUGGUUGUUUCUCUCUGUUUCUUACUCUUUUCCAAAUUAGGGCAACAGUAGUAUAUUAGUUUCAACUGGUUCGUUAUCUUGGGUUUGACACCAAAUUAUAACUAAAGGCAGAUUUCUCUUUUUCUUUGGGGUGAAACAAGUAAGAUUUACUGCUUUGUUCAUUUUGCCUAAGAAAGGGGCUGAGGAGCUUAAAAUGACUACUGUAGUGAAACUUCCUGGAGGUCUGCUUGUUGCUUCCUUCAAACCGUUGUGUUAAGAGUGAAGAACAUGAAUGCUGGUGAUCUUACCGGUUCAGAGGACUUCAAAUGAACUUAGUACAGCCACCUAGUUGUAAUAGUGCUUUCACAUGAAAGUUACAUGAUAUGCUAAAUGUUGACCAUUAACUUACUUAAACUGAAACUCCCCAUAUGCCUGUCCUGUCCUUAAAUUGUUUGUCAAAUGUCAAAAUGUGCUUGAGCAAUUGUGGUUUUCUCUCACACACUGCAGUAGGCUUUACCACAUUUUCUUUCCACAGCUUCUCUGAAUUAUUGCAGUGGGGAUUCAGCAGUGAUAACAAAGCACAGUCUCCAGAGACUUAGGAGUGGACUUUUGUAUGCUACCCUGGUUUUUUGGGGGGGUUGAGUGUUUUGUCUCAUCUUUUCCAAGACCUCUAUUUCUGUUUAGUUUUCAUAUGGUUUUCAAUGUUUUCUUUUAGGAUAUCAGUUUCUUCUGUUGAAAGGGAAGGAAGAUAGCUCAGUUGCUUCUCCAUGUCUGUGCAGCAGAGAAGUCGUUAACAGAUGAGCAUACUCGCUGCCACCUCUACAUGGGUAUUAGUAUCGGUCUGCUUACAG
Falco peregrinus (peregrine falcon) is the source of this 2425-nucleotide messenger RNA. It is a transcript of the gene PM20D2, whose product is annotated as peptidase M20 domain containing 2. Gene Ontology annotation, molecular function: dipeptidase activity. The transcript is spliced from 6 exons. The coding region runs from base 63 to 1253 and encodes 396 amino acids. The record is from RefSeq and is a predicted model, not a curated record. Lineage: Eukaryota; Metazoa; Chordata; Aves; Falconiformes; Falconidae.